Messenger RNA from Zychaea mexicana, 1839 nucleotides. RefSeq lists its product as uncharacterized. The record is from RefSeq and is a predicted model, not a curated record. NCBI's taxonomy places the organism in Eukaryota, Fungi, Mucoromycota, Mucoromycetes, Mucorales, Lichtheimiaceae. Gene Ontology annotation, molecular function: protein binding. The coding region runs from base 1 to 1839 and encodes 612 amino acids. Gene Ontology annotation, cellular component: cytosol; mitochondrial outer membrane; nucleus. The transcript has 3 exons.
AUGGAUGAUAUCCUGAAAGUACGCCGAGCAUUGGACUGUUUUCUUGAUUCUCGUAUCAGCGAGGCCGAGGAAAUCCUUGCACCGCAGAGCAAGACAAGCAUGUACUAUUCGCUUGGGUAUGGCUUUAUCUUAUUUUUGAAGUGCGCCAUGACGUUUGAGCAAGCCGAUGUGGAAAAAACCAUGCAGGCCCUGAAGCAUACCAUCCAAUUAGCCAAUGCGCAGCGGAAACGGGGUGGCGGAUGGCUGGAUAACAUUACAAACUGGAUGAAAGGAAACCAAAUUCAGCACUUGAAGGCGAUGUCUCGGGUGCAUCGGCAUGCUGAACUUGUGUAUGCCGAAGCUUAUUUAUUAAAGGCACUGCUCAGCAUCGUAUACGACGAAAGCAUCGUAGCUUUCCUUCGAGAAGGCCUGAAUAUCCGCAACAGCUACAACACGUAUCGACAUCUCGAGAAAUACGUCGAGUUUGUGCGAGAAGAAGCCGCAGCAGGAAAGGAUACCACGUGUUACCAACUAGACGAUCAUUUCACGUCAGGCGUGGCUUUGGGCUUUGGGUGCUUCAACAUUGUCUUGUCGCUUCUGCCGACGACUGUCGUCAAAGUGGCCGAAUUCAUGGGCUUCUCCAGCGACCGCAACUACGGUCUGGAGGUCCUGGAAUCCAUUGGGGACUGGCACGACUACCAUGGCCCACAACGCCGCUCGACGCUACCAGAACUGCAAGGACCUGACGAAGGCUUGCGACGUCAGCUCUGCGAUAUGGUGCUGCUCAUGUAUCACAUUGUACUUUCGAAAAUGAUACCGCUGCCCAACGUGGACGAGGUGUUUGCCGAACAGAUCCUCGAUUACAACCUUACUCUGUAUCCUUCUGGCGUCUUCUUUCUGUACUUUUCGGGGCGACUGCUGGCCAGCCAAAGCCAAAUCGAAAAGGCCAAGGCACAGUACAUCAAGGCGAUCGACACACAGCAUGAUUGGAAGCAGUUGCAGCAUAUUUGCUAUUGGGAGCUGGGUGUCAUUAGCUUGAUCCAACAGGACUGGUCCCGAGCAUUCGAAAUCUAUGACAAACUCGGCAAGGAGAGCAAUUGGUCCAAGGCUGUGUACAUGUACCUCAAGGCUGUGGCCUUGUACAAGUUGGAUAGCAAGGAUAAGCGCGUACACGAAUUGAUGCAGGGCGUCACUGCUGCUAAGCAGAAGAUUGCUGGAAAAUCAAUUCCUAUGGAGAAAUUCGUUUCACGCAAAUCCCGGAAAUUCAUUGAGCAGAAGGACUACCUGAUCUUGCCAGACUUGGAAAUUUUGAACGCUUUUACGGCAUUCGACUUUAUGCCCGUUGAAACUCUCAAGGACAACUUUAAGCGCAUCAAUCAGGAGCUGGAGUCACUUGACGAUGACCACAACAAAAGCAAGGAACAUUCCCAUUACUACGACGAUCUUUGCACUGUCAACUACCUCCGUGCCCAAGUUGCGCGUAUGUUGCUCGAAAAGCAAGAGAACUGCGACGUAGAGAAACUGCGCGAGAUCCAUCGCACAUCGGUCAACACGGUGCUCGAGAACGGCAGCAAGAUCGAAUUGGACCAUUACAUCUACUAUUUCACUCGCUAUGAAAAGGCGCGGCUGCUGAUUGUGGACAACGACUAUGCUGGGGCGGAAGCCGAGAUCCAGGUUAUUUUGCGAGCAGCCGAAAAGGGACAGUACAACGUUGGCUCGGGACCGCAUGCUAAAAACAAGUACAGUCUGGAAAACGCCUUGGUUUUCAAGUGCCACAACUGUGAUGAAAAGAUCCAGUCGCUUAAAAAAGAAGCAGCAGCAUCCUCAUCUCCAGCAGCAGCAGUGGACGCCACUGACUAA